This is a messenger RNA of Medicago truncatula (barrel medic), 5331 nucleotides long. RefSeq names its product protein TSS. The transcript has 23 exons. Gene Ontology annotation, cellular component: cytoplasm. Gene Ontology annotation, biological process: organelle organization. Lineage: Eukaryota; Viridiplantae; Streptophyta; Magnoliopsida; Fabales; Fabaceae. The record is from RefSeq and is a predicted model, not a curated record. Gene Ontology annotation, molecular function: protein binding. The coding region runs from base 179 to 5095 and encodes 1638 amino acids.
AUAUAUUACAUUCUUUCUCUCAUAACUAUAUACUAUAUAGUCUUUUUCUCUUCACUCUCUUUUUCUUUCUUUCUUUCAAGUUCAUAUCAUCAUCAUUCACAUAUUCAUAUAUUUUCAUCAUUCAUAUUGCUCUUUUUGUUCUUUGGUAGUGCCAAAAGGGUUUUGUAAGAGAAAAAAAAUGGCCCCAAAAUCAGGGAAAGGAAAAACAAAUAAAGCUAAGACAGAGAAGAAGAAAAAGGAGGAGAAAGCUGUGGCACCUUCUCUUGUUGACAUUAUUGUGGUAACUCCUUAUGAUUCUCAAAUUGUAUUGAAGGGUAUCUCAACUGAUAAGAUACUUGAUGUGAGGAAGCUAUUGGCUGUGAAGGUGGAGACAUGCCAUUUUACAAACUAUUCUUUAUCUCAUGAGGUUAAAGGUCAGAGAUUAAAUGACAGAGUUGAAGUUGUUACCCUAAAGCCAUGUCUACUAAGAAUGGUUGAAGAGGAUUACAUUGAAGAAUCUCAAGCAACUACACACGUGCGAAGACUAUUGGACAUAAUAGCCUGCACAACAAAAUUCGGAAAGCCCAAACGCAACAUACCAGGCCCAGACUCAUCAAAGCCCAAGAAAAACGGAAAAGCCCAUAAUCAAAAUAAGAACGGUUUGAGCCCACCGGCAACACCGAAUGGAGAAACUCGGGUCGGGUCACCGACGUCGGAGCCGGCAUCACCGAUAUCGGAGAAUGUGGGAAUGGUGGCGAUUCAUCCGACGCCGAAGUUGUCGGAUUUUUAUGAGUUCUUUUCGUUUUCGAAUCUCACCCCUCCGAUUUUGCAUUUGAAGAAAUGUGAACUGAAGGAAGAAGAUGAUAGAGGCAAAGGAGGUUACUUUCAGCUUCAGGUUAAAAUCAGCAAUGGGAAAGUAAUUGAAGUGGUUGCUUCAGAGAAAGGCUUUUACAGUGUUGGAAAGCUGUCUCUGCAGAGUCACACAUUGGUUGAUCUUCUGCAACAGCUCAGCAGAGGUUUUGCUAAUGCUUAUGGAUCAUUGAUGAAAGCUUUUGCGGAACGUAACAAGUUUGGCAAUCUUCCUUACGGACUCCGAUCAAAUACGUGGCUAGUUGCUCCAUCCGUUGGUGAAUCUCUUUCAAACUUUCCACCUCUACCUGCUGAGGAUGAAAACUGGGGUGGCAAUGGUGGUGGCCAGGGAAGAAAUGGAGAAUACGAACGUCGACCAUGGGCAACAGAUUUUGAAAUCUUGGCUUCUCUUCCUUCGAAAACCGAGGAGGAGAGGGUGAUCAGAGACCGAAAAGCUUUUCUACUUCACAAUCAGUUUGUUGAUACAUCGAUAUUUAAGGCUGUUGCAGCUAUACAGGAUGUGAUGGAGUCCAAGUCUAGUAUGAAUUCUUCUCCGGGUUCUGUUAUGCAUCAAGAUCAAGUGGGAGACUUAUCCAUUGUAGUUGAACGUGGUGGAAAUGGAAAGUUUGAUUCUACACUGAAUGAAUCGAGUAAGCAAAGUGACGAUGUUCAGAAGAAUUUAAUCAAAGGGUUGUCUGCUGAUGAAAGUGUCACGGUUAAUGACACUUCUUCCUUGGCUGUUGUUGUUGUUCAUCACUGUGGAUAUACAGCUACAGUUAAGGCCAUUGGUAAAGCGAACACAAGGAAACCUAAAGUUCAGGAUAUCGAAAUAGAUGAUCAACCUGAAGGAGGCGCAAAUGCUCUUAACAUCAAUAGUUUGAGGGCACUGCUUCACAAAUCUGGAGUUGAUUCAUCAGAAGGGACUUUGACUUCCUUGUCAAAUUUUGAUGAUUUGGAUGCUUCUAAAUAUCUUGUUAGGAAGGUGGUUGAGGAAUCCAUCGAAAAGAUAAAGGAAGAGCCAAGUGUAUCAAAACGGUCGAUUCGAUGGGAACUUGGUUCUUCAUGGAUGCAGCAUCUGCAAAAACAGGAAAAUUCAACCGAUGGCAGUUCCAAUAACAACAAGGAUGGAAGUGAUGUUGAGCCAGCCGUGAAAGGUCUUGGAAAGCAAUUUAAAUUAUUGAAGAAGAGGGAAAAGAAACCAAGUGACUUAAAUGGUGCAGAUUCUGUGGAGCAAAAUAACGAUGAGCCAAAUAAUGAUGAACCAAGCAGUUUGAAUGAAUUAGAGACACUACUUUCUCCAGAAGCCUUUUUGCGUCUCAAAGAAUCCGGAUCUGGUCUUCAUCUGAAGUCAGUGGAUGAGCUUAUAAACAUGGCACACAAGUUUUAUGAUGAAGUUGCCUUGCCAAAGCUGGUUACGGACUUUGGAUCACUUGAACUUUCUCCUGUUGAUGGUCGUACACUUACUGAUUUCAUGCAUUUAAGAGGAUUAAAGAUGGGAUCUUUGGGUGAAGUGGUUAAACUUUCAGAGAAUCUUCCACACAUACAAUCACUUUGUAUUCAUGAGAUGAUUACUCGAGCAUUCAAGCAUUUAUUUAAAGCAGUCAUUGCUUCUGUAGACAAUGCAGCAGAUUUACCUUCAGUCAUUGCGUUGACCCUGAAUUUUUUACUUGGAGGGUGUCAAACUGAAGAUACAGACCAAACUUUGGGUGAUGAUCAUCAUCUCAAAAUUCAUUGGUUACGUAUGUUUUUGUCAAAAAGAUUUGGAUGGACAUUAAAAGAUGAAUUUCAACAUUUGAGAAAGUUAUCUAUUCUCAGAGGGCUCUGUCACAAGGUUGGAUUAGAAUUGUUCCCUAGAGAUUAUGACAUGGAGUCCCCUAAGCCCUUUGGAAAGUUUGAUAUUAUUAGCCUUGUUCCCGUUUGCAAGCAUGUGGGAUGCUCCUCAAUAGACGGGCGCAAUUUGUUGGAAUCAUCGAAAAUUGCUCUUGAUAAAGGAAAGCUUGAGGAUGCUGUUAGUUAUGGAACAAAGGCAUUAGCAAAGAUGAUGACUGUUUGUGGUCCAUAUCAUCGAAAUACUGCAAGUGCGUAUAGUCUUCUUGCUGUGGUUCUCUACCACACAGGAGAUUUUAACCAGGCCACCAUUUAUCAGCAAAAGGCGUUGGAUAUAAAUGAGAGAGAGCUUGGACUUGACCAUCCUGACACAAUGAAAAGCUAUGGAGAUCUUUCUGUUUUCUAUUACCGUCUGCAACAUAUUGAGCUGGCUCUGAAGUACGUUAAUCGCGCUCUCUUCCUCCUACAUUUCACAUGCGGUCUGUCUCAUCCAAAUACAGCUGCUACAUAUAUAAAUGUUGCUAUGAUGGAAGAAGGCAUGGGAAAUGUUCAUGUGGCACUUCGGUACUUGCAUGAAGCUCUUAAAUGCAACAAAAGAUUGUUGGGAGCAGAUCAUAUACAGACUGCUGCAAGCUAUCACGCCAUAGCCAUAGCACUUUCAUUGAUGGAAGCAUAUUCUCUGAGUGUGCAACAUGAGCAAACUACACUUAAGAUACUUCAGGCGAAGCUUGGCGCAGAAGAUCUUCGAACUCAGGACGCGGCUGCAUGGCUAGAAUAUUUUGAAUCAAAAGCUAUAGAGCAGCAAGAAGCAGCAAAAAAUGGAACUCCAAAGACAGACACAUCCAUUGCAAGUAAAGGUCACCUUAGUGUGUCAGAUCUCCUGGAUUUUAUUAGUCCUGACAACGAUUCAAAGGGAAAUGAUGCUCAAAGGAAACAAAGGCGUCCAAAGAUACUUCCAAUAAGCGAUAACAAUUCUCAAGAACACGAUGACACUCCAAUAGUUGAUGAUAUCGUUAUUGUUGACAAUGCAAAAGAUGCUGCAAAAGCAGUAGAAGGCAAAAUAGAAGAACCAAAAGCCAAACAUGGAACAGAAGAACCCAAAAAAAUUGUUGAUCUCAGCAUGCACAAGCCAGUGGUGACAGUUGAAGCUGUGUAUGAGACAUCAUCUGAUGAAGGUUGGCAAGAAGCCAAUUCAAAAGGGCGUUCAGGUAACGCUGCUAAUCGCAAGUCUGGACGCAGACAACGGCCUGUUCUAUCAAAGCUCACUGUUAAAGGUUCUGAUAAUCACAUGUACAAGGAAGCCAGUUACAGGAAUGACACUACCCUGCACCAAAAAGCAGCUCCAAAAGUAGCUUCAGCUAUGUUAUCUCCAUCUAGAAAAUCAAAAACCCCAAAAGCUUUGUCAUCUAAAAUUUCAUCAACUCCAGCAUCAUUGAGUUCUUUGGCCUCAAAAUCUAUAUCUUACAAAGAAGUCGCUGCUGCACCACCAGGUACAGUUUUAAAGCCACUGUUGGAAAAAACCGAGACAGAAAAGGUAAAUGAUGAAAACGAGAUGCCGAAAAAUGAAGGUUCUGUUGAAACAUCUAAUGCUGAUACAGUUCCACAAAAAGAUGAAAAAGAACCUUCUGAUGCUGAUACAGAUCCACAACAAGAUGAAUCUGAACAAGAUAACUCUUCAUCAGAACUUGAGAAGGUUUCCCCUUCAUCUGAUCAAGCAAAAUCUUCUGAAACAAAUGGAAGCAAGCUUUCUGCUGCAGCCAAACCUUUCAGUCCAGGAACGUUGUCUGCAUCUCGCCAUUUAAAUCCAGUUCCUCCUGCGAGCAUAUACGAUGCAAAUGUGAGUCCAGGCAUUCUUGUAGAGCCCGUUCUUCCUCCUGCUGCUGCCAGGGUCCCUUGCGGCCCUAGAUCACCGUUGUAUUACAGAACCAAUUAUACUUUCCGGAUGAAACACAGUUCGACCAAGAUAAGGGAAAUAAGUGGAUCAGGUGGUCCAAAAAUUAUGAAUCCACAUGCUCCCGAGUUUGUUCCAAGAAGUGCUUCUCAAAUAGAAACUAGUGAAAAGAACAGUACUUCAAAAAACAGUCUUUCUGAAUCCGAAAAGUCAGAGAUAGCAAGGCAGAUAUUGCUGAGUUUUCUAGUGAAGUCUGUUCAUCAAAAUGCUGAUGCCGUGGAUGAGCCUAAAGUUAGUGAAGGAAAAGUUGAGAGCUUUGAAAACUCUUCUGAUGAAGUAGCUAAAGACAGUGCUGUCAUAAAAAUAAUGUACGGUACUGAGGAAAAGAAUAAGACAGUGGUUAAUUCCAGUGACGACAGUGAAGAGCAGGACAAUUUAGAUGGUGAAGGAUUUGUAGUUGUCACAAACAGGAGAAAAAGCAGGCAAAAAACCACAAAUGGAGUCGCUGAAUUGUACAACCAGCCGUCAAUUUGUGCUUCGGUUCGUUGAUUAUAGUCAUGAAAUUAAUCACCAAUGAUCCAAAUUUGUUUGCUUUGUAUGGACAAAGCUCUUGACAUCAUUUUGUUAAUAGUAUGUGACCUCUUUCCAUAGAAUUUUGGUCAUCAAAUUCAUUUUGUUUUUGUUUAUAUAAUAAGUUAAUUAGGGUUUUGUUUUUGCUCUCUAUAUAAUAAGAUACUUGCAAAUUUUGUUUUGCCAAUAAAAAGCUGAUUGGUAAUUUCACUUAA